AUGGCGGCCGUGGAAAUGUGGAAUAAAGGAGAAAGAGAGUUCUGCAAGGAUCAAGAAAGAGAAUCCAAGCCAAGCAAAAUGUUAUCCCACUCCAUAGAGGAAAUACUGAGGAGGCCGGCUCGAAUCGGUAAAGAGAGGAGAGUUCAUCGCACCUGGUCUGUCAUCAAGGAGAACACCAGAAUAUCUGCCCAGAUCUCAUGUACAGACACUCCAGACAUUAGACUGCUUGAAGAGUCUCCAAAAGUCACAGCAGGCUGUUUGAGUCAGCGGAAAAAGCGACAAACGAGGGUCACGUUCACAACCUCCCAGGUGCAGGAGCUGGAGAAAGUCUUCCAGCGGACCCACUACCCCGACGUGAGCACCAGAGAGCAGUUAGCGUCUCGUCUACACCUCACUGAGGGAAGAAUACAGAUUUGGUUCCAGAACCGCAGAGCCAAAUGGAGGAAGACCGAAACACAGAAGGACAUAGAAAUGAUCAGCAGGCAUCAGCUUCAGUCCAGCAGUCAUCCUCUUUAUUAUGAGGGAAACGGCGUUUUGGGUGACUCUCUUACAGAAUCCCCCCGUGCAGACCGCGUGCUGGCUGCCCUGCUGCUUACCUGA
Cheilinus undulatus (humphead wrasse) is the source of this 600-nucleotide messenger RNA. RefSeq names its product intestine-specific homeobox-like. The coding region runs from base 1 to 600 and encodes 199 amino acids. The transcript has 6 exons. The record is from RefSeq and is a predicted model, not a curated record. NCBI's taxonomy places the organism in Eukaryota, Metazoa, Chordata, Actinopteri, Labriformes, Labridae. Gene Ontology annotation, biological process: regulation of transcription by RNA polymerase II. Gene Ontology annotation, molecular function: RNA polymerase II transcription regulatory region sequence-specific DNA binding; DNA-binding transcription factor activity, RNA polymerase II-specific.